Molecule: messenger RNA, 1164 nt
Organism: Fomitopsis serialis
Lineage: Eukaryota; Fungi; Basidiomycota; Agaricomycetes; Polyporales; Fomitopsidaceae
Product: Orm1 type endoplasmic reticulum protein
Exons: 5
Coding region: 76-819 (247 amino acids)
Biological process (GO): intracellular sphingolipid homeostasis; ceramide metabolic process; negative regulation of ceramide biosynthetic process
Cellular component (GO): endoplasmic reticulum membrane
Source: RefSeq, a predicted model, not a curated record
GCAACUGCAAGACUCCUCCGCAGAACUUCACGGUGUACCGCGCUCGCUCUCUUCGCACGUACCCGCUCGCUCGCCAUGGGCCUUUCCGUCCGCAUCCCCACCCGCACCCGCAGCAGUAGUCUCGUCAAAGUGGAACAGGUCGGUGAUAACUCGCAGGAGGAUGCGCUCGACUCCGCAGUGUACGAAAAUGUCAACGUGGAAUGGGUCAAUCGCAAAGGUGCAUGGCUGAUCCACCCCGCCCUCAUUUUUGCGGGCAAAAUGGUCAUCGACACUUUCCCGGGCAUGAGACAGGAUAUUAGCUGGUUCCUGGUCAACCUCUCGUAUCUGAGCUUGACAUACCUGAUGUUCCACUGGGUCACAGGGAUACCCUUCCAGUCCGAUCUGCAUGGUGGCGUGUAUGACGAGCUGACUCUGUGGGAGCAAAUUGACCAGGGUGCCCAGUACACCCCAGCGAAGAAGUGGCUCAUGGUGGUGCCCAUCCUCCUGUGCGUUAUCACCUUCGUAGUGCUCCUUACCAAAAAAAAUGCCACUGCUGACAUCCUGACUAGCUUCCUCGCCUCCACGCAUUACUCCGAGUACAACCCAUGGAUGUUCGCUAUUAACCUCACCGCCCUCAUCUUUGUGCUCAUUCCGAAGUUGCCACAGCUGCACCGCCGUCGCGUGCGCUUCAUGGUCGAGGAUGAAGAUCCGUCGCAUGCAGGCACGCCCUCUGCUCCCAACACGCCGCGCUCUGGUUCGUGCACGCCGACGAGUGAGACACAGUUCAACAUUCCGCAGAUCAGGACUCCCGAUGCGAAUCAGUUCAGGACGGAGAAGUAACAGUGUUUCUGCAUUCCUGCUGCUUUCUCUGGUUUCCUUUCGCACUUGGUCGUACAUACAUGCUAAUUAUCUAUCGAUCAUCGCAAUGCCCCUGGCGGUUUAACCUAAACUGUCGUCUCUAUAAUGCGCAACUCUUCCCGUCGUCUACUUACUUGGUGUAAUACAAGGCCUCGCAUAACGUGUGAGCGGCCGCAUAGGUACUUCCUAGAUCUAGGAUCUUUGACCGCGUUUGCUCGCACCACUCGUGCACGUUAUGCCUUUGUCAACUCGCCGUAUUGCUGGAGACGCAACCUGCAAAUGUGUAGCAUCAAUUUCUCAUCUCAACAUGUACGACAGUGAGCACAC